AUGGGGGCUGAGUGCUCUGUGCUUGGAGGCUGGGUCAUGUCUGCACCUGCCCAUCGCUUGGCGGAUUGGCAAGGCCUGUGCGUCUGCUCCUGGAAGCUCUGUACAGAGGCGGCAGCCCUGCAGCUGGGGCCCUCAGAGUGGCACUCGCAUGGGAAGGAUCCCCGUCCCCCCAGACUGGGCCCAGAACACAGGAAGUGGCGCUGCCCAGGCCGAGUGGACACCGAAGAGUUAACUGGCGGGCGUGACAGGGCGCACCGCCCUCAGGAAGUGUUACUCACCAGCGGGAAUGCUCCUGCCUUGGGGGCCGAGUCCCAGAAGUACUCAAGGAGCUCCCGCCAUGGAAACCCCUGGGGAGCCAGGAGCAGGGCCUCUCGGAGCCCCCAGCCCUUCGAACGCCUCGCCUGGGCACCUGGAGAGAGAAAAACGUUCCUGGUGCGGAAAUCCAACACUCGCCAGUGCCAAGCUCUGUGCGUCAGGCUGCCGGAGGCCAGUGGCCCUUCCUUCGUGUCCAGCCACUGCAUCGAGGAGAGGCCUGGGGGCGUCUCGUUGGAGGGAUCUGAGCUCGUCUUCCAGGACCUAGUCCAGCUCAUCUGCGCCUACUGCCACACCCGGGACAUCCUACUGCUCCAGCUCCAGCUCCCUAGAGCCAUCCGACAGGCAGCCACCCACAAGGAGCUGGAAGCCAUCUCCCAUUUAGGCGUCGAGUUCUGGAGCUCCUCCCUCAACACCAAGGCUCAGCUAGGCCCCUCUGAAGGCCCAGUGCUGCCCCGGCUGAAGCCCCGGUCCCCACAGGAGCUGGACCAGGGCACCGGGGCCGCCCUGUGCUUCUUCAACCCCCUGUUCCCAGGGGAUCUGGGCCCCACCAAGCGGGAGAAAUUCAAGAGGAGUUUCAAAGUGCGUGUGUCCACAGAGACCUCCGGCCCCCUGUCUCCACCCGCUGUGCCACCUCCCCCGGUCCCAGUGCCGCCAGGGGCAGCCCCCAGCCAGACAGAAAGGAUGCCCCCUCGACAGCUGCUGAGGAGGGAGAGCUCAGUGGGGUACCGUGUGCCCGGGGGAGCCAGCCCCAGCCUCCCUCCCCUACCCUCCCUCCAGGAGGUGGACUGCGGCUCCCCCAGCAGCUCCGAGGAGGAGGAGGGCAUGCAGGGGCGUCAGGGGAGUCCAGCAACCUCACCCCGCCUGAGUCUCAGGAGUCGCAGGCGGCCUUUGCUUCGGUCCAUGAGCUCUGCCUUCUGCUCUCUGCUGGCACCCGAGCGGCAGGUGGGCCGGGCGGCCUCGGCGCUGAUGCAGGACCGCCACACGGCUGUGGGCCAGCUGGUCCAGGACCUGCUGACCCAGGUGCGGGCCGGCCCGGAGCCCCAGGAGCUGCAGGGCAUCCGUGAGGCACUGAGCAGGGCCCAGGCCAUGCUGAGCGCCGAGCUGGGCCCUGAGAAGCUGCUGCCCCCUAAUAGACUGGAACGCGUCCUGGAGAAGUCUCUGCAUCGCUCGGUGCUCAAGCCUCUCCGGCCCAUCCUGGUGGCCCGACUGCGGCACAGGCUUUCCGCCGAUGGCUCCCUGGGCCACCUGGCUGAAGGCUUCCGCCUGGCCCGGGCCCAGGGCCCUGCGGCCUUCGGGUCCCGCCUGAGCCUGCCCUCCCCGGUGGAGACGGAGCAGGUGCGCCAGAAGCUGCUGCAGUUACUCCGCACCUACUCACCCAACGCCCAGGUCAAGCGGCUCCUGCAGGCCUGCAAGCUGCUCUACACAGUCCUGAGGACCCACCUGGGAGAGGGCGCGGGGGCCGACGAGUUCCUCCCGCUGCUGAGCCUGGUCCUGGCCCACUGCGACCUUCCUGAGCUGCUGCUGGAGGCCGAGUACAUGUCAGAGCUGCUGGAGCCCACCCUGCUCACCGGCGAGGGCGGCUACUACCUGACCAGCCUCUCCGCCAGCCUGGCCCUGCUGAGCGGCUUGGGCCAGGCCCACACGCUCCCCCUGAGCCCCGCACAGGAGCUGCAGCGCUCCCUCAGCCUCUGGGAACAGCGCCGCCUGCCCGCCACCCACAGCUUCCAGCGUCUCCUCCGAGUAGCCUACCAGGACCCCAGCAGUGGCUGUACCUCCAAGACCCUGGCCGUGCCCCCAGGGGCCUCGAUCGCCACCCUGAACCAGCUCUGUGCCACCAAGUUCCGAGUGACCCAGCCUGGCGCUUUCGGCCUCUUCCUGUACAAGGAGCAGGACUAUCACCGCCUGCCCCCCGGAGCCCUGGUCCACAGGCUGCCCACAACUGGCUACCUCGUCUACCGCCGCCAGGCAGAGUGGCCCGAGACACUGGGGGCCUCGCUUGGGGGUGCAACGGAGGAGGGCAGCGGGGAGCCAGAGGCAGGAGGCAGGGAGGAGAAAGGGGGCAGGGAGAUGGGGAUACUGAGGUCAGAGCCAGUCCCUGUGGCAACUGCUAAGCAGGAGGAGAGUCAGGCCAGCGGAGGCCCUGCUGAGCCGAGGGCGCUGGAGGCUGAGGGGGGCCAGGCAGCAGAGGAGUAGCUGGGAGUGGCCAGAGCGGCAUUUGGGGCCGAAAACUCUGAGCCUGCUGGGAAGGCCUUUCAGAGCCCAUGCUCCCCCGAGCCCUCAGCCUCUGGGAGCAGUGCAGCCUGCCACGCCUCUGAUCAUUAUCUCUGACCAUACCUGCUGGGGGAGCGCCUGGACUGGCUACAUCUGCGGCAGUGGAGUAAAGUUGAGGGGCAUGGGGGACCCCAGACCAAGGGCCCGAGGGCCUGUGCCUCUUACGCUUCUGCCUAGCUGGAGGCCGGCAGCCCCUCCAAGCUGGGGGCUUCAAGGCCGUGAACGGAUCCACCUCCCCCCCGUCCUUGUCUGGAUGAUUCAAAGAGGCAGCCAGGCGCUCGGGCAGGUCCUGCUCCAGGCCACCUGGAGACCUGCACCUCCAAACCGCAGUGCCCUCACCCGUAAAGUGGGGGUGCAAUGCCAUCCUGUCUUCUCCCAGAAACCUUCCAGGCGUCCAGAUGGAUGGUUUUCCUGCAGAGGAGAACUCAGACCCUGGGAAAGGGAGGGAAGGAGGUGGGAUGUCAGCUCCCCCACCCCUCCAAGGGUCAAGGGUCGUUCGCUGCACUUGCCAAGGCCGACGUCCUCCCGUCAGCCCGUGGAGACCCCAGAGGGCAGGUCCCCCUGGAGCAGCUCCCAAGUUCCAGUCUUUCCCCGCGAUGGGCCGACCUCCGGGCCCUCUGGCAUCCCAGGGGAUGGGGGAGCGGGAGCUUGGAAACCAUUUUCUCUGCACUUAACUCUUGGACUCACAAGAGCUUUACG
Molecule: messenger RNA, 3285 nt
Organism: Myotis davidii
Lineage: Eukaryota; Metazoa; Chordata; Mammalia; Chiroptera; Vespertilionidae
Gene: RIN1
Product: Ras and Rab interactor 1
Exons: 10
Coding region: 1-2508 (835 amino acids)
Biological process (GO): vesicle-mediated transport; signal transduction
Cellular component (GO): cytosol; endocytic vesicle
Molecular function (GO): guanyl-nucleotide exchange factor activity; small GTPase binding
Source: RefSeq, a predicted model, not a curated record